GUGCUUUGGAUUUUAACAUGACAGAUUUUCUAGCCUUGAAAUUUAUCGUUUUUAACUCUUAAUUACUGCUUCCGCAAAGCGUAAUAACAAUUUCCAUCUUUCAAAUCUUAUGUUUAGCACGAAAUUGAGCGUAUUUUCGCAAAAUUUCAGGAGUAAAUGAUCAUGUAUUAUCUCAGUGUUAUGCGGCUUAGGCAGUCUAUAACGUUAAACAAAUGUCUGAUGGAACAAUGUUGGAGACAGUAUUUGUGCCCGACCAGACUCUAUGUCACAGGAAGAAACAAUCACAAAAAUGGCGUUAAUUAUAAUAAUACAAAACAGCAAUUGUCGCGAAGAAAAGCAUUACGAAUGCGAAUACUGCAAGAUUUCAAGCAUACAAAGAGAAAAGUAGAAGAGAUUAUCGAAAGAGAAAAUAUCUGGACUGUUCCCAAUGUACUUUGUAUAGGUCGUAUUGUGACUUCGCCAUUUUUAAGCUAUUUGAUUUUGUCACACGAUUAUCAGAUAGCGCUAUGGCUACUUGCUUUCGCAGGACUGAGUGAUCUGGCAGAUGGAUGGAUCGCACGUACAUGGACAUCACAAGCAUCUAAACUUGGAAGUUUUUUGGAUCCUGUCGCAGACAAGUUACUAGUAGGAACACUGUUUCUCUCCCUAGCUUGGGUUGGUUUGAUACCGGUUCCUCUCACUUGUCUUGUUAUUGUACGUGAUAUUGUUCUAGUAGGAGCUGCAUCUUAUAUCAGAUAUCGUUCCUUACCUCCGCCGAAAACCUUGGCGAGAUACUUUGAUCCCACACACGCUACUGUCCAAUUAGCGCCAACUUUAGCGAGCAAACUGAACACUGGAGUGCAGUUAUCUGUAGUCGCUGGAACACUAGCCGCUCCGGUUUUUCACUUUGUAGAUCAUCCCUUGUUGCAAUUUCUCUAUUAUUUCACUGCAUUUACAACAAUCGCGGGAGGUGUCAGUUACUUGUUGUCAAAGGAUACAUACAAAUUAUUGAGGAAAAAGAAUUCAACACAAGUAUCCCCUUAGCUUGAACAUUUAUUUGCACACAACAUUUGUGUGUGUGUGUGUGUAUGUGUGUAUAUAUAUAUAUAUAUAUGUAUAUUUGAUAAAUGCAUGUAUUUGAUGUAUUAUAAUGCAUAAAUUUUUAACUACAGAUUAUGAAUAAUUCACAUUGUUUUUGUACUAUUGCUGUUAUAA
Pseudomyrmex gracilis is the source of this 1194-nucleotide messenger RNA. RefSeq names its product probable cardiolipin synthase (CMP-forming) (gene CLS). Lineage: Eukaryota; Metazoa; Arthropoda; Insecta; Hymenoptera; Formicidae. The record is from RefSeq and is a predicted model, not a curated record. Gene Ontology annotation, biological process: cardiolipin biosynthetic process. The coding region runs from base 157 to 1023 and encodes 288 amino acids. Gene Ontology annotation, cellular component: mitochondrion; membrane. Gene Ontology annotation, molecular function: cardiolipin synthase activity. The transcript is spliced from 4 exons.